UGUCCUUCCCACCUCUGUUCUCUGGGCCUGGGAAGGGACCCCAGAACCCUCCCCCAUGGGUCCCUGGCAGGGCCUGCUCCCAGGCCAAGGCAUUCCCCAGCUCCCAGGGGUUCAGGACUUCCGGGGCCUUGAGGUGGGGCUCCUCCAAGUCCUUCCCCAUCCCCCCACCUCGACUGCAGAGAAGAAUUUCCAGUCCAGCAGGAAGCCGGAAAAAGGGCAGUGUGGGUGUGAGCCCCCAGCCAUGCGGCCCUGCAGGUCAGCCCAGGAGAGGAAGGGACCAGUGACUCCCUCCUGAGCCUGCCUCCCACUGCCCAAGGGGCCACAGGGUCCCAAGGAACAUGACUACGGUAGAUCAGACAAGUCAAGGCCUCUCCUCUGCCCCAUCCCCUGUGCAAACCCAAGGCACACCAGGAUUCAUCCAGGAUGUCUGGGACAAGAUUCCCUUACCUCCGUGGCUACUCAUCACCAUCCUUGUGGGAGCUGCCCUGCUGCUGGCCUCCUGUCUGCUCUGCAUUGUCUGCUGCCGCUGCCGCCAGAGGAGAAGGAAGAAAGGGGUAAAGAAUGAGACCGUGGGCCUGGGCAGGGCCUCAAACUCCACCAGUGCCCACCUGGUGCAGCCCGAUGUAGAUGACAUGGAGCUGGGGCUGGAGGACCCGAAGAGGGGCCGGCUGCAGGUGUCCCUGGAGUACAACUUCCAGAGUCAGGAGCUGAAGGUGGGCCUGAAGCAGGCAGCAGAUCUGAAGGCCCCAAAAGCCUCUGGCGUGUCUGACCCCUACGCCAGGAUCUACCUGACCUCAGACCCCCAGAAGAUUCACGAGACCAAAGUGCACCGGCAGACGCUGAGCCCAGUUUUCAAUGAGAGCUGCGCCUUCCAGGUGUCCCAAGCAGAGCUGCCAGAGGCCAUACUGGUGAUCCAGGUCCUGGACUUUCACCGCUUCUCCCCCCACGCCCCUGUGGGGGAGCUUCUACUUCCCCUGGACACAAGUGACCUUCACCACGUCCUGGAGCAGUGGUAUGAGCUGGGGCCACCAGGCCGGGCCCAGCAGGAGCAGAUGGGGGAGCUGUGCGUCUCUCUCCGCUAUGUCCCCAGCACAGGGAGGCUGACGGUGGUGGUGCUGGAGGCUCGAGACCUGCGGCAGGGGCUGGCAGGCUCCUAUGUGAAGGUUCAGCUCCUCCUGAACCGGAAAAAGUGGAAGAAGAGGAAGACGAGUGUGAAGAGAAAUACAUCCAGCCCCUACUUCAACGAAGCCUUCACCUUUCCCGUGCCUUUCAGCCAGAUCCAGAAUGUGGACCUGCUGGUGUCCGUCUGGGGCCACGGCCGCGUGUCGAGGGGGAAGCCCUUGGGGAAGCUCCUCCUGGGCUGCCGAGCCACCGGCCACCAGCUGCAUCACUGGUCGGACAUGCUGGCCCACGCCCGGCGGCCCACAGCCCAGUGGCACAGGCUGCAGUGUUCUGAGGAGGUGGACGAGGCACUCCAGCUAAAGAAGGGCCUGAGGCUCCCUCUGCCCGGCUCCUAGGAGAAGCCCCCUGGGCAGCAGGCACGGAGAGGCAGCUCUGGGGACCUCAGUCUUUCUAAGCUGGAAAAUAGGUAGAAUGGGUCUUUUCCUUACACCACUCCCUCACCAUGGAGGCCGUCCCACAAUAAACAGGAAGCAA
Molecule: messenger RNA, 1656 nt
Organism: Phascolarctos cinereus (koala)
Lineage: Eukaryota; Metazoa; Chordata; Mammalia; Diprotodontia; Phascolarctidae
Gene: SYT8
Product: synaptotagmin 8
Biological process (GO): calcium ion-regulated exocytosis of neurotransmitter; synaptic vesicle endocytosis
Cellular component (GO): exocytic vesicle; plasma membrane; synaptic vesicle membrane
Molecular function (GO): phosphatidylserine binding; clathrin binding; calcium ion binding
Source: RefSeq, a predicted model, not a curated record